UCGUUAGUCUUGUUGAGCUGCUUAGCUGCUGGUAAAGAGCGGUAAAAUAUAUAAUGCAAAUCAGCCUGAUAAUGUGUGUAUGCAAUUUGUAUUUGAAAACAGUAUUAAUUAUAAUUGAAAUUGAGUGUGUUAAAGCGUUGUGACGCAAAAGCAGAGUUUUAAGGCUCUGACUGAUAGUGGUUACAGAUGUUCUUUCCAGGAAGUCUUCCUUCUUUAUUUACUAACCAAUAAUCGUAAAUUUUUGCAAAUAUUUGUUUAUGAUGGAUCCAGAAUCAUGUUAUGAUGAAAGAGUAUGUGCAACAUUGAACGCCGAAAAGCAUGAGACAAGCUGUGCCAGUCAAGAGAGGCCUAGUGUCAGUGAUGUUCCAGCAUUAAUACCAGCUUCACAAAAUCGAAUAGAACAGUAUUCAAGUGUAGCUAGUGGUCAGAGCGUAACGCCAGCUGUAAGAACCAAUCUUUUAACACAAGCUGUUGAGCGUUAUAAUAGAUUGCAUGACAGGCAGAAUGCUUCAUCCACAACCUGUGGCCCAUGUAGUUUGUCAUCUCGUACAAUUUGCAGCAUGCAAACCAAGGGGUCUCAACCAGAAAAUUAUAUAGGUAACGGUAAUUACUGUACUCAGGGUGUCAGACGUUUUGGUGUAGAUGUUGAAGCAACACAACAUUCUCAGAGUAGUAGUAAGAAUUGCAAUGAAGAGCGUCACAGAAAUGUUAUAGGGCAAGAAACUAUGUAUACACCGAAUGCUUCUACAGCUGUUGUAGUAGAAUCAGCUCCACAGGAAAGGGAACAGUCAGUUAGACCACCUCUUGUAGGCCAAGCUUCAGCUUGUGACAGUUCAACAGCAGUGCAAGAUAUGUUGUUGCCAGCCGUCGGUAAUACAGGAGCAGAGGAUAACUCUGAUCAUUCAGUUCAAGAGGACUUACUGCAACACACUUACACUGAAAAGGAAACUGAUUAUUCUGGAGCCAUAAAAGAAACCCAGUUACAUAAGGCAUUUUGCUCUGGUAAUAGUUCAACAGAAGAUAAGGAUUUAAAACUCUAUUCUUGUUCACAAGGAAAAGAAGAUAAGACAGAGGCUUCUAGAGAUGUGAAAGUUUUGUGUGAAAUAAAGGAAGAUUUUGUCUGUGGUAGGGCUGCAGAGCCUCGAGACUGUCACGUUUCAGGUAGGGUGUUUAUGGCAGUGCCAUGCCCAGCUGACCCUCAGUACCAGACUUACAUGUCAUCAAGUCAAAAUCAGGAUAGUUCUGCUGUAGCAACUGAAGCAGUGGGAAGUGGUAGAGCCCCCUCACCUGCAUCUGUCUCCAGUGUGACAUCAAGCCGACGUCUAGAAUGGGAUAGUGGUGCUGAUGUUGGGUAUCAGAAUUACCAACCUGAGAAUGGUGAAUCUUCUCCAAAUGAGGGUCUCAGUACCAUAGAAAGAAUUGCUUUAGCAAGAGGUUGUUCUGCUGCAUUGAGACUUGAACCAGAGGGUACAUCUGGAUCAGUGCAGCAGCUGAAUACAGUACAAUUUAAACCUGUUGCAAAAAGUUCAAAAUUUGUUUGCAAGAAGCCAUUGGCUGUAUCAACACCUGUAGAAUUUGGGCAGAGAGUUGCAAGCUGUGUAACAGGAACUGAUAGUGAAAGUGAAAUAAUACCAGAUGUGCAGUUGCAGGCAGAAAGGUGUAUCUUUCAUGGAGAGGAACACAGUUGUCAUUUAGCUGAAAAGAAAUCCACUUCUGUUGUGCAACAGAAGGUUCCGAGUUUACAGUUUAAAGGACAGGAAAGCUGCAGUGUUGUCUCCUCUCUGCGUGAUCUCCGUGAACUUGGGCAUCCUCGAGCAAGUAAGAACUUGCUUUGCCGAAGUCAGAGUUACCAGAGUUUGUUCUCAAAGGAAGAUCACAAAACUAAGGCUUUUCAGGACUCUAAUAAUGGUUCAUAUCCUUUGCGGCAUCAGCAUAAAAGGAACAAUGGUUUAACUGCAUGUUCCCUAUCAUCAUCUUCAGUAUCUACCGUAGUCACAAACCAUGAAUGUACUAGGAUACCAGAUAAACCAAUUCACACUUCAGAAUUUCAUGUGCCUGUUAGAAAUUCUAUUGGCAUUCGGGUAUCAGAAACUGAAAAAGGCCCUAAAUCUCUGUGUGCCACACCAAAUUGUAAUCGGAAACAUGAUGACAGUGCUCUAAAACACGUUGCAGCCUUGAAUCCUGAACAAGAAAUAAUGUUAGAGGGCACAGACUCAGACAUAAUUGACAAAACUGAUAGUGCAGUGGAAGAUGCAAGAACUGCUGAACAUAAUCCAAAACAUAUGUUUGUUUUGAAACAGAAUUAUGUUCAUGUUUCAAAGGUACAGCCUCAAAAACAAUCCUACCAAGAGAUGAAACCCUGUAAAUUACUACUGGAUAACACAAAAAUUGAAAAUGGGGGUUCUGCGUUUUGUAAAGGCGUUCAGAAGAGAAGAAGCAUUGAGUGUCAGUGGGGUUUGUCAGCAAAUGGAGCACCACAGAAACUUACUGAGACAGCUGAAGGGAAAUUAAACGAUAUUGGUAAACCGUCGUUGGAGAGGAACCAGAGUGAAGAAGACUCUACAGAAAAGAAUUCUGGAACGUUAGAUAGUGUAACAAGUAGCACACAGACAGCAGGCUCAUGGUUUCUGGGGGAGACUCCCCAGUCAACAAAUGAGAAUCAAAAUGUAAGUGGCCGAAGAGGUUCAUCUGGUGUAGUUGGUAGUGCAAACAGUUUCGAAUAUCUUCCUGGCCAUGUUUAUGAAAACAAUACACUUGCACUUGAUAAAAACUUGUAUAGAAACACGACUGCAGGAUGUUCGUUUGCAGAAAGUGCAUCAUCUCAACCAGUGGCAAGUUUUGCAGACAGUAAAUUUGAAGCCAGUAAUGACAUGUCCUGGGGGUCAUCUGUUUCAAGCUCUUUCAUUAGGGAUAUUGAAAAGGGUAUAUCUAUGCUUAAAGAUCUUUUAAAUGCAAAAUCAUACAAUUCUGACAAGAAAAAGAAGCUUAUGCGACAAGUGGUGAAUAGGCUGAUUGAAACGAGUGAUGCUGAAGGUAAAGUAGUACUGGAAUCGAAUGUAGCGUGGGUGCCUCCCAAAUCACAUUCAGCUGCUUGUGUAAACGGUCACGCUGUCCAGGAGGCCAGUCAGGAAGUUGUGAGUGGUGGACGUAAGAUGAGAAGAACAAUGGAGAGGGGAGAGGUGUCAGGUGAAUCUGGCGGUGAACAGCAAGGUGGCAGCAACCCUCGGCUACACCAGACAUCUCUUGUAGCUGACAGAGGUACUCAGUCAGUGCUGUCUGAAGCUAGUGGACCGUCCUCUCUGUCAGUAAGUCGUGCAGACAGCAGGGCUGAGACAACCACAAGUACCACACAAGGGCGUGCUGGUUCUUCGUCAACUAAUUCCACAUUCCCUAGAAACUGGAAAGAACUAACCACACAGUCAGAAAGAGAAUAUGAGCAGUGCAGGCACAAGCCAGGGCGACAAAGCAUCAAGUCAGUACUACUCAGCCUCUGUGAGACAGAAAGAGAAAGCCAGCUGUCCUGGAUUUGCACGGAAAUUCGUCAUCUGAACAAUCUGAAACAAUUACUGGAGAAACAGAAGAAACUGGGAAGUGAUCUUAUGGACCUUGAGAUUCAGACUUAUGGAGGAACCCAUAAGAAAAGACGAGAUCCUGUAUCUUCCCAGAAGAGCAGUGAAGUUAGUGCUGAGCCUGAGUCAGUUAGGUCGGAUGGUACAUACAGUAGCAGUAUUAGAGAGGCACAUCUCAAAGAAAUUGAAAUUGAACGUAACAGAUCAGUUAGAACUCAUCGUUACAAACAUAUCAAGCCAAGUAUGCAGUUGAUGAGCCCUAAAGUACCAGAGAAGCACAGUGGAACUGAUAAGUUCUCAGUAAAAGUACCUCAGAGUUCAUCAGACUCAGAUAUGAAAACAGUUGUUUCAAACAGAAAGGAUGUUUUUACUCAAUUUCCUACAUCAGCUAAAUUAUGCAACAUAGAAAUCAAUGAUAAAUUACGGGUGGAAGAAAAAGGAAUUCAGGCACCUACAUCAUCAAAUGUGUCAACAAAUGGGGAUACAUAUGAACUGAUCGGUGGUGUAUUAUCAGACAGCACAGCUUCUGGAAGAAUUAAUGUGUUCAUGCAGACCAGAGAUAAGAAGUUUGUAACAAAGGAAGAUUCUCAAAGAUCACAGGUGAUCAAUAAAUAUAUAGCAGAAGCAUCAAAAUCUAAUGAAUUCAGAAAAGCUAACGUGAAACAGUCAGAAUUGAAUGAAAGCACACCUUUAUGUUGCUGUGAAUGCAAGAAACUUCUGGGUGAGAUCAGUUCAGAUCUCAGAUCUACAAAACAAAGAUCUGUAGGUAAUUCUGUUGAACGUCAUAUGAAGAUGAACAGCCUUGUUGAUAAACAGAAAUAUGUUCCAUCUUCAGGUAGAAAAACACAAUCAAAAAGUGUGGAUAACAGUUCUGCCAGAAGUUGUACAUUCUCUUCUUCUGGAACGAUGGGUGAUGCCAUUGAAUUAACUCAUGAUUCAGAUCACGUGCAGACAUCAGUAGCUACUGAAACAACUGGGAAUACUGGAGUGCAAACAACACAGCCACUAAGUUCACUGCCUCUGAUACGACCACAGUGGUAUUCAGUGGUCAGUCAGGGGACACAGAAAUUGUCGAGCAAAGUAGAAAAUGGUAUAGAUGCAAGUCUUAAGAAGUGUCCUUGUUGUGGUGCUUCUGAGGAUAAGACUGACUCCAUUUUAAUAUCAUCACAUAGUACUGCUGGUGAGUGGAAAUGCUACAGGUGUUUGAAGAAGGAGCAGGAUAAAAGGCACAAUCGGAAAUGCCAAAUUUGUGGUGUGUUAGAAUCAGAGCAAAAUGGCAUUGCAGACUGUGAUACAGUGUGGAAAUGUAGCGACUGCUUAGCGAAGCUGUUGGAUAAAGGAAAGCCAGUGUUGGAUAAAAGCAUUCAGUGUGGACUUCAGAAAGGCUGUGAGAAUGUUAAAGAAAAACAGGGAGAUGCUGGUAUCAGUAGCAGUAGCACGACUGCUAUGAAGGCUCCUGUUGGAUAUGUUGUAACCAUUGAGACAGCUACAGAUUCAGUCUCUUCUGUGGCAGAAAAGUCAGAAAAGAAGCCACUGGAAAAAAUCAGAAUUAAAGUUCCUGGAAAGAAGAGGCGUUCAGUCUCAUCCAAGAGAAAAGAGAAGGAAAAUUUAAAAACAGGUUUUUCAAACUCAAGCAUGAAGUCAUCUAAGCAAAAGCAAAAGCCAGCAGGAAGCACAGAAAACAGAUCUACAACUGAUUGUGCAGUUAUGAGGAACAAACAUUAUUCAAGAGAACAUACAUUGCAGGAAUAUCUUGCAGCAAAUCGUCCUGACUUUAUUCAGAGUGCUGAGUACCGUAGACAGUGCCUUGAUGAGCUCUCAUACUUACGAGAACUUAGACAGAAGAGCAAACAGAAGCUGUUGGCACUUGCAAGCAGCACGUCUCAUUUUCGUGGAGACAGCACUGAGUUGAUCAGUACAGGACCCUUACCUCCUCCACCACUGGCUGUAAAGAGAAUAUUCAGCCAGCGCACAAUGCGCGCACAGACAGAAUGCAAAUAUCGCAACCUGCCAGAAGUGCUCAAUAAGAAAAUAGAUAGGAAGAGGAAAGAGGACUAUCGCACCAAUAGACUCAUGGCUGAGAUUUUUGCGAGGAAACUGCAGAAGAGAGUGCUGAAGGGUGAUGUAAAUCUCUCCAACAGCAGGAGUGUGAUUUCCAAUAUAUGAAAUGUUGUUUUCCACUUGGUGCUGGUUUAUUUGUGUUAUGACAAGAGCCACGUUUUAGCUCCCCAGUGUUUUAUAUGUACCUAAAGAUGCAUCAUAUCAAUUUCUUUUUGUAUUAAAAAUAAUUACAAGGCAAAAAAUAUAUUAAUAUUGCUCCUUCA
Molecule: messenger RNA, 5893 nt
Organism: Cryptotermes secundus
Lineage: Eukaryota; Metazoa; Arthropoda; Insecta; Blattodea; Kalotermitidae
Product: serine-rich adhesin for platelets
Exons: 9
Coding region: 258-5735 (1825 amino acids)
Source: RefSeq, a predicted model, not a curated record